Messenger RNA from Cynoglossus semilaevis (tongue sole), 7015 nucleotides. RefSeq names its product solute carrier family 12 member 2 (gene slc12a2). Bases 591 to 4082 code for a protein of 1163 amino acids. The transcript has 27 exons. Lineage: Eukaryota; Metazoa; Chordata; Actinopteri; Pleuronectiformes; Cynoglossidae. Gene Ontology annotation, molecular function: sodium:potassium:chloride symporter activity; ammonium channel activity. Gene Ontology annotation, biological process: chloride transmembrane transport; sodium ion homeostasis; ammonium transmembrane transport. The record is from RefSeq and is a predicted model, not a curated record. Gene Ontology annotation, cellular component: apical plasma membrane.
GCACUUGGCUCCGCUUCACUUUUACACUCCUUUUCCUACUCCGCCCACUCUCUUUCGCGUAUGAAGUAUGACGUCACACACGGUUGUUUUGGGUAUUGUGAUGUUUUCUCGCGAGAUUUUCUACAUGUCAAAUAAGCAAAACCAGCACAGGAUGUUAUCUCGCGUGGUCGCCUUCAGCGGAAGCCCACCCUUUUGUGAUGCCUACUGCAGUGUGGUAUAUUAACAGCGAGGGCAGCUCUGGGAGUCUAGGCGGAGCUGCGGCAAGGUCGACAUCAGCAUCCUGUCCGAAGUAGGAGGAAGGCUAGAGGUAGACGGACGUUAGUCUGGAGGCAGCGAGUGCACGACACUGGUCUCUGCCGUUGGACCUACUGGCACGAGACAAAAGAGAAAAGAAGCCAAAAGUUUCCCGCCUGUAACUCAUAUUUCUGGGUUAGCUACCGAGCUACUCUUUACUACGGUUGGUGCCUGUCUUUUCUCUGUUAGAAGGAAGUCACUUCUGAAGCUUCGCCACUUCAUCCGGUUUAGUUUUACACACUAUUAAGUGGUUAUCCAGACUGACUUUCUCCCUACUUUCACUGGUGUUUUGAGCCAUGUCUGCGCCAUCCGCGCCUUCCGAAUACGAUUUUCUUGCCCCGGAUCCUGGACAGAGGCCGCUCGGUCCGACGCCGAGUCAGAGCCGCUUCCAGGUGGACCUUGUGGCUGAGGCGGCUGGUGCCACAGAGGACAAGUCACCGGGCUCUGAUGUCUCUACCGCUGCCCCAUCCAGCGACAGCAAAGCCACUCCCGGCGCCCCCCAAGAUGAUCAGUGCUCCGAUCCAGGAACUGGGGGAGAGGAAGCCAAAGGCCGGUUUCGGGUUGUGAAUUUCGCGGAUCCGAACGCAGCCAGUAACGCGGCCUCGCCGGAGGGAGCGCCGUAUGAAGGGCUGCAGAACGGAGACACCGUAAUGAGUGAGACGAGCUUGCAUUCAUCCACAGGGGGCCAACAUCACUACCACUACGAUACCCACACCAACACCUAUUACCUGAGGACUUUUGGACACAACACCAUCGAUGCCGUGCCAAACAUUGAUUUUUACCGCCAGACGGCAGCGCCGCUGGGGGAGAAACUCAUCAGACCCACCCUGUCAGAGCUGCACGACGAGCUGGAUAAGGAACCAUUUGAGGAUGGGUUUGCUGGUGAUGAGCUGACCCCGGCUGAGGAGGCUGCUGCCAAAGAGGCUGCUGAGUCCAAAGGAGUGGUGAAGUUUGGCUGGAUUAAGGGAGUGCUGGUUCGCUGCAUGUUGAACAUUUGGGGUGUGAUGCUCUUCAUCCGCAUGUCAUGGAUUGUUGGUCAGGCUGGAAUAGCUCUCUCCUGUUUGAUUGUGGCCAUGGCCACUGCCGUCACCACCAUCACUGGCCUCUCCACAUCUGCCAUUGCCACCAAUGGGUUUGUACGAGGAGGUGGAGCAUAUUAUCUGAUUUCGAGGAGUCUGGGUCCGGAGUUUGGAGGUUCUAUUGGUCUGAUAUUCGCAUUUGCUAACGCAGUGGCCGUGGCCAUGUAUGUGGUGGGAUUUGCUGAAACUGUUGUGCAGCUUCUUGGGAGAGUGACCUCGUUUUUGUGUUGUUNUGCUGAUGCCUACAUGACAGAUGAAAUAAACGACAUCAGAAUUAUUGGCACCAUCACAAUAAUAAUUCUCCUGGGAAUUUCUGUUGCUGGAAUGGAAUGGGAGGCUAAGGCCCAGAUCUUCUUGCUUGUCGUCCUUAUCACAGCCAUCUUCAACUUCUUCAUUGGUACCUUCAUUCCUCUCAAGGCAAAGGAAUCUCAGGGCUUCUUUGGCUACGAUUCUUCAAUCAUGUGGGAAAAUAUGGGUCCGGACUUCCGACGAGGCGAAACCUUUUUUUCCGUCUUUGCAAUUUUCUUCCCUGCAGCCACUGGAAUUUUGGCUGGAGCUAACAUUUCAGGAGAUCUCGCUGACCCGCAGCAGGCCAUUCCCAGAGGAACUCUACUGGCUAUACUGAUUACAGGAAUUGUCUACCUGGGUGUAGCUGUUUCAACAGGCUCCUGUAUGGUGAGAGAUGCCAGUGGAAAUGUGAACGACACCGUCAGCACCACGUUCCAAAUGAACUGCACUGAAGCUGCCUGCAAUUUUGGCUACAACUUCACCACCUGUAUUAAUGACAAAGAUGGCUGCCCUUUUGGACUCCAUAACGACUUUCAGGCAAUGAGCAUGGUUUCUGGGUUUGGCCCCAUUAUCAGCGCAGGAAUCUUUUCUGCAACUCUUUCCUCAGCUCUGGCGUCUUUAGUCAGUGCUCCUAAAGUUUUCCAGGCUCUGUGUAAGGACAAUAUUUAUCCCUACAUCGGAGUGUUUGCCAAAGGAUAUGGAAAGAACAACGAGCCCCUCAGAGGCUACAUCCUGACCUUCUUUAUUGGUCUGGCCUUCAUCCUCAUUGCUGAGUUGAACGUAAUUGCUCCCAUCAUCUCCAACUUCUUCCUGGCAUCCUAUGCUCUUAUCAACUUCUCUGUGUUCCACGCCUCCUUGGCAAACUCACCAGGUUGGCGUCCCAGCUUCAAAUACUACAACAUGUGGGUUUCUCUGGCUGGAGCCAUACUGUGCUGUGUGGUGAUGUUUGUCAUCAACUGGUGGGCAGCUCUCCUCACCAACGUCAUUGUUCUCGGCCUCUAUAUCUAUGUCAGCUACAAGAAGCCAGAUGUUAACUGGGGCUCAUCGACCCAGGCUCUGACCUACCACCAGUCUCUGACCCACACGCUGCACCUCAGUGGGGUGGAGGAUCACAUCAAGAACUUCAGACCUCAGUGUUUGGUGAUGACUGGUUACCCCAACUCUCGACCUGCUCUUCUGGACCUGGUCCACAGCUUCACCAAGAACGUAGGCCUGAUGAUCUGUGGUCACGUCAAAGGGGGCUACAGAAGGCAGAGCUUCAAAGAUCUGGCUGCAGAGCAGUCCCGGUACCAGCGCUGGCUUCUGAAGAAUGAGACCAAAGCCUUCUAUACACCAGUGUUUGCCGAGGACCUGAGACAGGGCAGUCAGUACCUACUGCAGGCUGCCGGCCUGGGUCGCCUCAAACCAAACACCCUGGUGCUGGGCUUCAAGAACGACUGGAGGGAUGGAGACAUGAUGAACGUGGAGACUUACAUCAGCAUGAUCCACGAUGCCUUUGACUUCCAGUUUGGUGCUGUCAUUCUGCGUCUGAAGGAGGGACUUGAUGUGUCCCAUAUCCAAGGACAAGAUGACCUGCUCUCCUCCCAGGAGAAGUCUUCAGGGAUGAAAGAUGUCAUUGUCUCCAUAGACACCAGCAAAGACUCUGACGCCGACUCGUCCAAACAAAGCUCCAAGGCCACCAGCCUCCAGAACAGUCCUGCCAUACAGAAAGAUGACGACGACGAUGGCAAAGCUACCACUCAGCCCCUGUUGAAAAAAGACAAGAGAAGUCCCACGGUACCGCUGAAUGUGUCGGACCAGAGGCUGCUGGAGGCCAGUCAGCAGUUCCAAAAGAAACAAGGAAAAGGAACGGUGGACGUGUGGUGGCUGUUUGACGACGGAGGUCUGACCCUGCUCAUCCCCUACCUGCUGACCAACAAGAAGAGAUGGAAGGACUGCAAGAUCCGUGUCUUCAUUGGAGGCAAAAUCAACAGAAUUGACCACGACCGCCGAGCAAUGGCCACUCUGCUGAGCAAGUUCAGGAUAGACUUCUCAGACAUCACUGUACUGGGAGACAUCAACACCAAACCCAAGAAGGAGCACACGACAGCCUUUGAGGAGAUGAUAGAGCCGUACCGGCUGAAGGAAGACGACAUGGAGCAGGAAGCAGCCGAGCAGCUGAAGAACAGCGAACCAUGGAGAAUCACAGACAAUGAGCUGGAACUGUACCGUGCCAAGACUAAUCGUCAGAUCAGACUCAAUGAGCUGCUGAAGGAGCACUCGAGCACGGCCGCCCUCAUUGUCAUGAGCCUGCCGCUGGCCAGGAAGGGGGCGGUGUCCAGCGCCCUCUACAUGGCCUGGCUGGAGGUGCUGUCCAAGGACCUGCCGCCCAUCCUGCUGGUGCGUGGCAACCACCAGAGUGUCCUCACCUUUUACUCUUAGACAAACACACAGACAGAGAGCAAGAGAAGAGCGUGGCGAUUUUCAUGUCUGGGAGAAGACACGCGUACACACCCCUGUUCCAGUCCACACCUAAAGGUGCAUCACACACACUUCAGAGAAGGUCAAACAGAAACACUGACGGAAACAAAGCUGGUUACUUGAAUCAAAUGAAGGAAGAGAAACGGUUUUCCAUAUGUAAAUGCUCUGAGUGAUGGAGGAAAGUCUGGGUGGUGGUGGGUGGCGUUGGUGAAGUUGCCCACUCUUCUAUUUAUUCUGAGAUAUCUAGAUUCUUCUGUAGCGCCAUAGUUUUUUUGUUUUUUUUGUUUUUUUCCCCCAAUUUCUUCAUGGAAUAUUUCAUCAUUGUUCGAGUUCAUUUCUCUCAGGCACCAAACUCAGUUGUGCACAACGAUCACAUUGUUCUCAUCUGGUGGAAUACAUUGAUGUCACACUUGUCGGGUGAAGCGGACGGGUUGCGUUGCAGCAAUAAAAUCACUCUGUUGUUUUCCUCGGAUGUUGAGAGAGAACCGCCUCCUGAAGCCUUAUGGAUGUGCCUUCCAGCUGAAUGAGAUGAGAUAAUUCCAAUCUCUAUUCCAGGUUGACAAUAUUAACUUUGCUCCGUUGUAGUUAAUGAUACUGAGGCUCUCAAUGUGAUUCCUCCUUAGUCAGAACUUUGUAUUUAUGCAAAUUAAUUGCAUUCAAUUUAUUGAAGGCUGUUAACGUGAUUGCAUUUGAAGAAGCCAAUCUGUCUUCAUUCUUUCUCUGUUUUAUUGGAUGUGUUUGUAAAGGGCCAUUGCAUUUUAAUCUUUCUGUUCAUUUUUGGUCUUCCUUUUCAAAGCUGUAGAAAUAUACACAACUGCAGUACAUAACCAGAGACAGCAGUCAUCCUCUGGCUGUGAUGUCUCAGAUGUUUGUGUGCUGCAGCUAAAGAUGUGAACAUAGCGGUUUUUAAAAUCACCUCGUCAGGUGACGAGCUGAACUCUCCCGUGUAGCUUCUUAUUUGACUAAAUUAAGUGUUUGUGCUUCUUUGCCUGUGUUGACACUGCUUCACCUAAUGAGUUUGUUCAAACCUUGCCUUAAUUCUGCAACAAGCUGUUGUUACUACACCCCUCCCCCAACCCCACCUCAAAAAUAAGCCAUACUGGCUGGAACAAUUAAUGGGUGACAUGAGAAUCAAUCAUCAUUUGCCAGUUCUUUGGUGAACUUCAUUGAUAUAUAUUUUUCCCAUAAUGCACCUGGGUCUCUGUUACAACGAUGGCGCUCGAAGGCCUAGUUCUCUGAGUGAGCAUUAGCUGCUGCAGUGGUUUUGCACGUGUCUGACAGGCUGCUGCUCCCUCUGGUGGCCACACAGAGUGAGUGACGUGAGCUUCGUGCUGUGAUACUUGCUGACAGGAAGAAUGUGAAAUCAGAAUGAGUGAAAAUAUACCUCUAUGCAUAUGAGCUUGUGUUGCUGAAGCACUUGUAGUAGAAGUCCACUACACCUCCUGGAAGAAAGGAUACUCUUUCCUCGGUUCUCUUGUAGGAAGUUCAUUCUACCUUUUUUUUGUAUUUUAAGAGACGUAAAAGUGAGACAUGUCAGAGUGACGUGGACAAUACUAUAGAAACUUAGCUGGACUUGGAGGGGAAACGUUACUUUUGUAUCCUUGACAAAUUCUUAACUAAAACUAAAAGACUCUGGCCAAUCACAGGGCAGUUCAGAGAAAGGUUGUUAGCAGUGUUCCUAUUGGCCGUUCACUACACUUUCCAUGCUGCACGUCUUUAAAAAAAGGAGAUUAAUGUUACAAGAAGAGCCCUGCACUGUAUCAGGUCUAAAUCCACAUCAUAAACCAGACAUGAAGAAUAGAUUGAUGUGGAAACUGUUCUCCAUACAAGCAAGAAUUAAAAAACAAAAAAAACAUUCAUUCAUAAUAAACAUUUAUGCUACACUAUCAGUGGGCCUGAGAAGGUGGAUGAGCAGAUGGUAGAAGCACAACGCCCCAGUGAUGUAGAAGAAAAUCAUUAGACAUAGUUUACCCCAAAAUUGUGUGGAAAUAGAGAGUACAAGGAAGUGCUGUUACAUAAAGGAUGUAGGAAUGUAUAACCUGGAGAUCAGGAGCAGCAGGAUUUCCAAAGUCAUGGGCCUGGUUAGAGCUCAGCACGACACAAAAAUGAGUCCUUUCAUCAAACGUGACAACAUCACACACACACCUUAGGGAGCUGGUCAUGCUGUCUACAGACAAACACAGAAAAUAUUUGGUGACAAAAACGAACAAUUUGUUGACAACAGCAGGGGCAGAGAGAGAGAGAGAGAGACAUUCUCAAGACCUACGUCUGCCAUCAAACCAGUUCCUCUGAAGCAGAGAGUCCAGUACAAAGAACACAUGACACGAAAACAAGUACAAUCACCUACUCCAGCAAUCCUGCCUACGCAGCUUUAACACUGUCCCAUAACCUGGGGAACCAUAGUUAGUCAAGAGCACAACACCUCCAUUAAUAAGCCAUGCAGACAUGCUGUCACCCCCUCUCUCCCCCAGCUCUAAUUCACACUCUCACUUCAGCGUAAAGCUACUGAUGCCACCUUUUCUACUGGAGAUGAUGUCAUUUCAGAACGUAUGAGCCGAAAGUGAUGCUAAUGUUAACAAUGUGACACGAACAUAAGGACAAUAAAGAAAGAACGUGGUUAUAACUGUUGUUUUCCUGUUAGAAUUAAUGUUGCAAUCAUAAGAUAUCACCGUGCCAACAGUCGUGGUCUGUCCCAAUACACUCUGUGGCCGUGUCAGAAGUAGAUGAAUAAAAAUAUAUGGAGCAAGUGUGAAGGAAGUAGAUUUUGAGAUGGGAUGUUGGUGGGAGCAGGUGAACAGUGAUGUUUUUAUAAUUUUCAGUCAGACUUGGGAGAUUAUGUUGUUUUCUCCUGUUAAGGGUUCAGUGUGUAACACAGUGACUUCUAAAAAAAAAAA